Molecule: messenger RNA, 1408 nt
Organism: Parus major (Great Tit)
Lineage: Eukaryota; Metazoa; Chordata; Aves; Passeriformes; Paridae
Product: heat shock transcription factor, Y-linked-like
Exons: 3
Coding region: 182-814 (210 amino acids)
Biological process (GO): regulation of DNA-templated transcription
Molecular function (GO): sequence-specific DNA binding; DNA-binding transcription factor activity
Source: RefSeq, a predicted model, not a curated record
AGGAAAGCUGCCCCUCAGGAAGCUGCCAGGAUCUUUGGCCUGUCCAGGGAACCACUGCUGGCAUGGAGCAAGAGGUGUUCACUCCAGCUCCUGCACAGGACACACAGGUGUCUGCUCACAGAAAGCCUGUACUUGCCAAGGACAGGGGGAAACUGUGCCCUGUGACACUGCCAUACAAGCGAUGGAGGAUGAGCGGGAUAUCCGGCCUGGCAAUGACACACACAAGACCAAACAAGCUCUUGCUGUUUCCAAUGAGAGCACAGGCAAAGACAAUCAAUUCUUGCCCCUCUGCUUUCCACAAAAGCUUUGGAAAAUGCUGGAAAGUGACCAGUUUCGGUCCAUUUGGUGGAGUGAGGGUGGAAAAUGUGUGGCCAUCAACAAAGAUCUCUUCAAAGUGGAGGUGCUGGGCAGGGGAGCUUGUCAGCGGGUUUUUAACACACGGCACAUCAAGAGUGUUAUUCGCCAGCUGAACCUCUAUGGAUUCACCAAAGUGCAGCGGGAUUUCCAAAGAUCUGCCUCCCUGCCUGAAUUCCUAUCAGAGGAAGCAGCAGCUUCUGCUCACAGCCAGAUCCUCUACUACUAUAAUCCCAGCUUUAACAGAGCACAUCCCUGGCUGCUGGGAAUGUGCAAAAGGAGAGCUGCCCUCAAACAGAGAGCCCUUUGUGCAGCAGGGUUGGAUGAAAGGCCCCUCCAGAAGCCCAGAUGGUCAGUGUGGAGGGACAUGCAGGUGUCUGCUGAAGCCCAUCCAUCUCCACUGGCAGCUGCUCCCAUGCUUCUAGAGCCUCUUGGAGCACAGUAUGGAUAUAAAGUCUAAUAGACACAACUAGAUAGAGUUGAUAAUAAACUGUUUGAACAGUAAACCUUCCUGGUUGUUCUGUCCUAUUUGAACAGUGGAAAACUGUCUUCUUAUAUAAUUUUGUGUCUUUAAUGUCUCAUUUGUACUUUAGUGGCCUCAUCAAGACAAAUGUCCCAACACAAACAUGACCAUGUCACGGUAGCACAAAGAGGUGCAGCAAAGGCUGACCUCCUGCUGGCACAAGACAGAAAGUAAGUCAGGAACUUUAUUCUCUGUCUGAGAUGUUGGAAGGGCAAAUGAUCUGUGCAAGGAAGCAAUUGGUUUGGGUGGUGGGCAGUGAGCCCACCACUAUCUGGUUCUGCCUGCUUCAGCUGGCUUGGAAAUACAAAGAACCACUAUCCCCUCACACAGCCCAAUUCACUGCAGGAAUGUCUACCUCUAAUAAUUAUAGUCUGUUCAGAGGGGAAAGUGCUGCAGGGGAGAUGGUCAGGUGGGUGCCAUGGAGUUAAUGCUGGUUGGAACAAGGGCUGCCCUGACAUUCUGCAAACAGGGGCAACCUUCCCUUCUGCAUGUAAAGGCAGCAAAUGUAACAGAUAUCUGGGGUUCUGUGGU